ACUAACAUUAAUUCACCAAUUCUGAACUAUUACAGUUACAUCGAAUGUAUGGUAAAAUAUCUGCGAAAGACCCAUUAUGUUGCUGCGAAUAUGUUGAUAAAAACUCAGAAAGAAGUCAUGUUUUAGCCAGUUGCUGUGAUUGCGAGGCCCUUGAUUCAAGUUGUGACCACUGUAUUAGAUGUAAACCAAUUCCACAGAAGACGCUAAACGAUAUGAUUGAUACUAUUGGUGAUAGAUGUCGGCUACCCAUGUGCUUCGGAAAGGGAGCCAUUCAAAUUCGUCUCGAUACUGCUAUUCCAGUAUUAUUGGUCCCAUCUAGCAUCCUAUUGGCAACUCUUGGACCAUAUUUUACAGCAUUUUCCUUUUGUACUUUGCCUUUGAUGAUAUACUUUUUCUAUAGAGUCCUAACUAGAGAUAAAUUAAUAAGAACAGACAUAUUUUAUACAUUCGGCCUAACAUCUGUCUUUCUUAUGUUUUAUACCUUCGAAUUUGUUGUCAUAGGAUAUAGAGAAAUUCUAUUAUGGGAGAAUAUCGUUGUUGUCAUUCUGUUUUCUUUAUUGCUAAUUUGUUUAAUCAGGGCUCGUAAAGAUCCUGGAGUAUUGCAGAAGAGUAGCAAAAAAUCAAAUGAAAGUUAUCUGAAAAAUCAUGUUGCAGAAAGUCACCCAGUUGCUCACAUACUAAAAAAUAGUUUUGCAGUGUCAGACGAAGAUAUUACAGACUGCAUUACUGAUAGGGCGUCUACGAAAUCCUUAGAUAGCGACCAAGUAAAUUGGGCUGAUUCAAGAGGAUUUAUAAAUGGAAAAUUAAACACUUGGUGUUCUCAAUGCGACUUAAGGAGGAUUCCUCGAUCUGGUCAUUGUCCCAUUUGCAGAAUCUGUGUUAGAAUUCGAUGUCACCAUUGUUUAUGGAUAGACCGAUGUGUAGGAAAUAAUAAUCAUCGCUUUUUCUUUUUUGGCCUUUUGCUCUCAGUUCUGCUUGGAUAUUAUGGCAGUCAUUUAACACUUACAACAAUAUGCACACCAAAAAUGUAUUACGACUGGUUUCUAAUACCUGAUGACUGCCGAUACUUGUAUGCAGAUCUACCAACAGCGUUAUGUUUUGUUUCAGCCAUUUACACGAUUAUCUUCACAACGUUUUUAUCUUUUAUUCUUCUGCAGCAAAUUCUCUUGAUUUCACAAAAUGCAACUUCUCAAGAAUUACAUCAAGCAUCUAUACGUGGUUAUACAACUUGUAUAUUAUUUAUAAGGAAGAAAAAUAAUCCUAAUGAUAGAGGAUUGUUUUGGAAUUGGAUAAACUUUCUCGGAGGAAAUCGAAAAGAACGCUAUGGACAUUAUGAUAUUUAG
Molecule: messenger RNA, 1343 nt
Organism: Dimorphilus gyrociliatus
Lineage: Eukaryota; Metazoa; Annelida; Polychaeta; Dinophilidae
Source: the annotation of a GenBank genome assembly